GGAAGCUCUCGUGCAGUAGACCCCGGGUGACGGGACCGGGUGCAGCUAACUGGACCGAGGGCCAGCGUCCGCCGACAUGGCCUGGACCAAGUACCAGCUGUUCCUGGCCGGGCUCAUGCUCGUUACCGGCUCCAUCAACACGCUCUCGGCAAAAUGGGCGGACAAUUUCAUGGCUGAGGGCUGCAGAGGGAGCAAGGAGCACAGCUUCCAGCAUCCCUUCCUCCAGGCAGUAGGCAUGUUCCUGGGAGAAUUGUCCUGCCUGGCUGCCUUCUACCUCCUCCGGUGCAGAGCCACAGGGCAAUCAGACUCCAGCAUAGACCCCCAGCAGCCCUUCAACCCUCUUCUUUUCCUGCCCCCAGCGCUCUGUGACAUGACAGGGACCAGCCUCAUGUAUGUGGCUCUGAACAUGACCAGUGCCUCCAGCUUCCAGAUGCUGCGGGGUGCAGUGAUCAUAUUCACUGGCCUGUUCUCGGUGGCCUUCCUGGGCCGGAGGCUGGUGCUGAGCCAGUGGCUGGGCAUCCUAGCCACCAUUGCGGGGCUGGUGGUCGUGGGCCUGGCUGACCUCCUGAGCAAGCACGACAGUCAGCACAAGCUCAGCGAAGUGAUCACAGGGGACCUGUUGAUCAUCAUGGCGCAGAUCAUCGUCGCCAUCCAGAUGGUGCUAGAGGAGAAGUUCGUUUACAAACACAAUGUGCACCCACUGCGGGCAGUUGGCACUGAGGGCCUCUUUGGCUUUGUGAUCCUCUCCCUGCUGCUGGUGCCCAUGUACUACAUCCCCGCCGGCUCCUUCAGCGGAAACCCUCGUGGGACGCUGGAGGAUGCAUUGGACGCCUUCUGCCAAGUGGGCCGGCAGCCACUCAUUGCUGUGGCACUGCUGGGUAACAUCAGUAGCAUUGCCUUCUUCAACUUCGCAGGCAUCAGCGUCACCAAGGAACUGAGCGCCACCACCCGCAUGGUGCUGGACAGCUUGCGCACCGUUGUCAUCUGGGCACUGAGCCUGGCACUGGGCUGGGAGGCCUUCCACGCACUGCAGAUCCUUGGCUUCCUCAUACUCCUUAUAGGGACUGCCCUCUACAACGGGCUGCACCGCCCGCUGCUGGGCCGCCUGUCCCGGGGCCGGCCCCCGGCAGAGGAGAGCGAGCAGGAGAGACUGCUGGGUGGCACCCGGACUCCCAUCAAUGAUGCCAGCUGAGGUUCCUUGGAGGCUUCUACUGAGACUGAGGCCACACAGGCUUGUGGGCCCCGAGUGCCCUGUCCCCAAGGCCUCACCCUGUCCCCUCCCUACAGAACCCCCAGGGCAGCUGCUGCCACAGAAGAUAACAACACCAAGUCCUCUUUUUCUCACUACCACCUGCAGGGUGGUGUUACCCAGCCCCCACAAGCCUGAGUGCAGUGACAGACCCCAGCUCUCUGGACCCCUCCUACAGCACCAGAGCUAAAUCAUGAAGUUGAAUUGUAGGAAUUUACCACCCUAGUGUAUCUGAAUCAUAAACUAGAUUAUCAUA
Molecule: messenger RNA, 1505 nt
Organism: Rhinopithecus roxellana (golden snub-nosed monkey)
Lineage: Eukaryota; Metazoa; Chordata; Mammalia; Primates; Cercopithecidae
Gene: SLC35F6
Product: solute carrier family 35 member F6
Exons: 6
Coding region: 77-1192 (371 amino acids)
Biological process (GO): transmembrane transport
Cellular component (GO): membrane; intracellular membrane-bounded organelle
Molecular function (GO): transmembrane transporter activity
Source: RefSeq, a predicted model, not a curated record